GUGUCUGGUUUGCGGCACACGCGCGCGUACAGUCGUCGUGGUCGUGGUUAUUUUACUCACUUUCUCAGUACUCGUUUGUGAAAGUCUCCAAGAUGCCUUGUUUUGAAUUUGCUGGUUUAAUAAACGGUGAUAUCUGGUUUCAAGAAGCGGGACAAACAGAUAUCGAGGUAGACACUUUCAAAAGGUCCUGUCCCUGCACGAUAAACUGGCUGAAAAAUACGGACGACGACUUCCUGCUGAUAAACUGUGAUGGCCAGCUUGAGUUUCAGACCUUAUUUACAAAUGAAGUACAAGGAUGUGAUGGUGCCGGACCGUCCUGUCAGCCAGGCAGCAAAAGUUCUGAAACUACACACGAAACAAAAGCGAAAGUUCGCAGCGUGGCCAAAUGCAAAUUCAUAAUUCAGCGAUACAAGGCCUCUGACUUACCCUGUGAUGUGGUGCCGGUCAUACUCGCCACCAUGAAGCAAGAAAAUGGCAAGAAGGUGGUGGUCUGCUGCAGCAGCGACGGACGAGUGUUUCCCGAGGAAAUGGAUCUUCCGGAUGAGAUUGGUGGAAGCAAACACAAAGCCCUGUUCUACGUGAGGAGGGUGGAGGAGAAAUCUAACACCUUCAUGUUUGAGUCUUCUCUGCUGCGCUCCAAUUUCCUGGGAUUCCAGGCCGACGCCGGCGCACUGAACAAGCUGGUGCUGCGCUCGAAGUUGCACAAAGUGGACGAAGUGGACGAGAACGCUCAAAUUGCUGUGAUCCCGUGUAAUGCGUGAUGACCUCGGAUGAGGUGACCACGUGUCUGUAUUUUCUCCAAAUGUUGGUCUUUGGGAUGCCGACGACUUCAUUAUGACUCAUUCUUUUUUUUUUCUUUUUUUUAAUGGUGGCUGGUUCAAGUCCCCCCCAAGGAGUUAUGCACUCUGACGGCACUUCAGACAGCGUUUUAAAAUGCAAACAAACAAAACAUGAACUCUCUAGACAAAAUGUGGCACAGAAAAGUUCUUAAGGUAUUUGGCCGUUAAAGCACUCUUAAUAAGUUGCUGUUAUCAGUGAACAUAAGCUGGAUUUCGUGUUUUUCGCACAGCUUUUUCGUGUUUUUUGCACAGCUUUCUUUGGACCAAUUUUUUUUUUUUUUAAUAAGCUCCUCCCACUUUGACAACAUUUGAGCCAAAAGGAAAGGAAGCGGAGCAGCAGUUAAAAAAAAAUGUAUGUGAUUCAUCCUUGUAACAUUUGAUUGUGUUGAAUAUUUUAUCCAAACUUUAUCAUCUCAGUCAUCUCCACUGAUCAGCCAGAACAUUGUGACCACCGACAGGUGACGUGAAUAAUGCUGCCUGCUGUAUUUUCUGUAGUACACUUCACUUUUUUUAACGAGUGCGAGCGGUCCUGUGAUUUGUAUCCUGAAAAAUCAUGUAUUUAUGAAUAAUAACCAUUACAGUAACUAUUUCUGUGAUCAAAAAUCCCAAGUGAGACUUUUACACCGGUGCAAUUUAAACUCUUAAAAUACAGUACUUUGUUAUAAUAGACCCCUUUCCAUUCUUUUUUUUCUUUUUUAACCCAUGAUGCAUUGCGUAACACCAUUUUGUGGGGAAACCCGCUGCAGACGAAAGCGGAUGUGGGGAUGUUCAAAAUGUAAAAAAAACACAAAAAAAAACACAUUUCGAUGCCCCAUGAACAUUACAGUGAUUCUCUGGAUGAAGCAACGUUUGCUCACUAAAACGAAGAAGCUAAAGGUGAUGGAUGGCAUCAGUCUUUAUGAGGUAGAAGCUUGAGACUGGAAUUUGGAUACAUUAUUUUGUCAUGAACAAAAUAUUUAAAGUUUUGAGCCCUUUGCGUCACUGCGUAACUACAUGUUGAAAUGAUGGAGACUGCAAGGGCUGUGAUUGGCAGCACGGUGCCUUAGUGGUUAGCACUGUUGCCUCACAGCAAGUAGGUCAUGGGAUUGAUUCCCACCUGUGGUCUUUCUGUGUGGAGUUUGCAUGUUCUCCCCGUGUUUGCGUGGGUUUCCUAGGGGUGCUCCGUUUUGUCCCAAAUUUAAAGACAUGCAGGUUAGGUGAACUGGAAACUUUAUAACUGCCCAGGUCUCGCUUGCAAAAGAGAUCUUGAUAUCAGUGGGACAAACCUGGUUAAAUAAAGGUUAAAUUAAAUUGGUAACUUUUAUGUUUUCACUCCUUCCUCUUCCGUCGCAUUUUAAAAGUCUUUGCAGUGCACAUGGUGAUUACAUUUCAAUCAUGGAUCAAAUUCAUUUGGCAGAAAAGGGUCACGCCCACGUCUGUGUCAUUACAUGUCCACAGAGUUACGGAGCUGCAGAACCAUAACACUGUAGGAUUUUAAGGUACCACUCUGCAGCUGACUUAGAAAAAAGUGACUUAACCAACUGUAAUCUUUUUAAUGCACAUAAUGUAUAUAACAGCGCUUAUUUAAGGCAGGUGUUUAAUUUUUUCCAGGAGAGGUUUUGACCCGGUCAUUAAAUGAGGGAGGUCCCAAUUCAAGGUCAGGCAUUUAAUCGAGGAAAUACGGUACCUGAGGUAAAAUGCUCAGAUCUCACUUUGUAACGCCGUUUGCUCGGGUAACGGUUGAAAUUAGCUCCGUUGAUGGGCGCUAUCUACAACUGGCGUCACUUGCUAGAGAGCUCCUCUAUCUUUUCUGCUUGAUGUGUUAUGACUGUUGGGAUGUCAAAAAAAUGUUAGACCUCUUGCCUGAAUUUGCACUGUUUGUACACCCAAACACCGCACAUGAAUUCGCUAUUGUCUCACUUUAGCAAAAAAGGCACUUUGUUGACAUUUUCUGCCUGUUAAUAUGGCGGCAUGCUAGGAAUCAUGGGUAACCAUGCCCUGAAUGGAAACAGGUCUAUAGGUGAGCUUGCGUUACCCUCCAAAUUGCGCAAUUUGUAGUGUUUUGAAAAUAGGCUGACACCGUACCCAAACUUGCACUUAUUGCUCAAAAACCAGCUGUAUUUCGCAAAACUGGAAUGAAAACACUUUUUCCACGACUACAUAUCGCACGGCAACAGCAAAAUGGCAACAAUUAGCAAGCCCAUGAGUGUUGGAAUUACAGUUUUUGCGAGACAACUAAACACAGCAGUGACGUUCCAUCACUUAGGUUGAAAUGCUGUCAUUUCACUUUAGGGUUUGGUCGAAAUUCUGAAGAUAUCACUGAAAUUUUGUGCAAAUCUCUACUGGAAAAGGAGCAAAAUGGGGACCUACACAUUAUUAGGCAGGUAGUGUGUGUAUUUUAGUCUGUGUGUGUGCAGCUCAGUACGAUCAGGAGUUGGGUGACCACUGUUCCAUCCUACUGAGCUUGUUACCAUCACAGAGUUGAAGUUUGUUUUGUUUUUCCCGAACCAUGAAUAUUUAUUUCCAUACUGUUACACUUUUUCCUUCAAGUUUCAGUCUGAAUGAAAUUUUUAAUUUCCAUUAUGAAUGUUCCUAGAAACUUGAAUUUUUAAAGAGCUUUUUCAUCCUUUACAUUGCAGUAUUUUUUAAUGCAUUUGAAUUUUCUAAAUGUUUGCUGUUUUAGAGUAACUGACAGAAUUGAGCUGAAAUACCUUAUUGUAAAAUGUUGGUGGUGAUAGACAGCUUAAAACGUUUUGGCUCUGCCUCUUUUAUCUGGCUCCAUGACAAAGAAGAAGCCCAACAUUAUUUGUAUUUGUCCAAGUUUUUGGAACAUUCUAGAAGACAAUUUCCUCCAUAUCAACCUAAUUUAUUGGUUUCUGCUGACGGAUUUAUUUAUUUUUGUCUAGUUUCUAAAUUCAAACACUUCUGCCAUGUUUAAUACGAAUCUGUUGAUUUAUUGUUGUCUGCUGCUAACUUGUUAGAGUGUGUACCUCUGUCACGGGCCGACAUCCAGCCACACCCACAUGUUAACUUCUAACAUACCAUUUUUCCAUCAUGCUACUGUUUGAGUCAGUUUAUAUUCAUCUUAGAAGUGCAGCUUUAUUGUCAAUGUGGCUUUUCAAUAAAUUUGU
This is a messenger RNA of Thalassophryne amazonica, 3949 nucleotides long. RefSeq lists its product as uncharacterized. The record is from RefSeq and is a predicted model, not a curated record. NCBI's taxonomy places the organism in Eukaryota, Metazoa, Chordata, Actinopteri, Batrachoidiformes, Batrachoididae. Bases 93 to 761 code for a protein of 222 amino acids. The transcript is spliced from 7 exons.